AUGACCAGGAUUCAAAAAAAAGAACGAACUAUGAAACCUGGACGUGAGACGAAGCUGAACGACCAGGAUUCAAAAAAAAGAACGAACUAUGGACAAGGACCAGAUCCAAACCAGAUUCGGAUCAGAUUCAAAUCGGAUUCAAAUGGAUCUGAACCAGAUUCAGAUCAAAUUGAACCAGAUCUGAUCGGAUUUGGAUCAGAUCAGAUCUAUUAA
Molecule: messenger RNA, 213 nt
Organism: Rhizophagus irregularis DAOM 181602=DAOM 197198
Lineage: Eukaryota; Fungi; Glomeromycota; Glomeromycetes; Glomerales; Glomeraceae
Source: RefSeq, a predicted model, not a curated record